AUGGGAAGUGAGGAAGAAAAGCUUUCUAAGAAGAAAAAAGUGAAUCUCUCCAACGGGAAGACCAACGUAAGCAAUAAGAAGAAGAAAAAAGUGGGCGCGUUCAUCUUACAGGCCUCGUUGAAGAAUAUGAGAUACUAUCAGUAUCUUGAGCGACAAACGGAGUACUCUUCUGGGUGCCCCAGUGUGGAAGUUCUACGCCAGCGACUUCGCUCUCUGCUGAAUAAGGUGGCUUUUCCGCUUCCGUGCGCGCUGUUUAAAAAAAUUGUCGAGGUCUUAUAUUACGCAACCUCCACUUCGGGUUCGGACACAAGUUCUGCGAUCACUUCUAGCAGGCAUGACGACAGCGCAGUAGUCGGCUACAGCUGUAUGGAGUCGACGUUUAGAUCGGUUGGUGUAGCUCGUUUGAUUCUUCACCAAGCCUUAGAGGAUCCGGGAGGGAGAUUCGUUGAUGCUCAGGCUGAUUUGUUGUGUCACUUGGACGAAUAUAAUAGAUGUCAUCUGGACGAACAUCGUAAAAGCCUCUCGGUGUCGAAGAUUGAGACGGCGGAAGAUAAAGGCGGCAAGGCAUCGACGGUCAUGGAAUUGAUUACCCCUAUCGUCGUCGACUGUAUCCAUGGACUACUGAGUACACUGCGUGGAACUUCUGCGCCUUCGGGAAUAGAGCUGGACGGACGAAGAGAUCAUCUGGAGCGUGUUGUCAUGCCACCUAAUUGGAUGGAGGAGCAUUGGGAUCCUGCACAAGAUGCACAAAGCAAACCGCGCGCGUUUCGACAGCUCAAACGAAUCACACAACUCGUAGCAAGACUUGUUGCUAGAGUACGCAUUAGUGCAGAGACAUUCCAUAAAGACUUUGCUGCAGUUUUCGUCAAGGAGAUUUUGCCGCACGAAGAGGGUAACGAUGCGGGCAACCCGACAGCAGCACUCCCGUCUGCGUUAGCAGUAGAUGUCUUGAUAGAAUUUUUUUCCAAACUGUGUCUGGCGUCAGGACAAAUGCUAAAGGACGACGCUGCACACGCGCUUCAGGAGGAAAAUAGAAUUAAACUCCUUGCAAAGGAAAGAGAACUAGAGGAUGAAAGCAAGUACGACAUGAUUGAACGGUAAAAAGUUGAAAUUUUACUGCGAGACGGCUAAGCAGGUCCGAGAUACGAUGAAGCUUCGGCAUUCUGUCCCUUCUGGAGACGUGGCAGAGCAGACGAGGUUGCUGAAAUUGAGUACCGCCAUGGCUUUACUAGCAGAGCGAAUUCGGAGAGUGCAGAGAUUGAAUGCGAAGACGAAGAAAUAUUCAAACAGAAUCCGCCUGAAAAUGGAGAUGGCUUUGGAGGAAUUUAACGCCCUUUGGGGAAAUUCAAUCUCCUUUUAGGAUUAUUUCCCUCCUCUGGAGGCGCAGGGUCAGGUGCGGCGCUCGCAAGGUGCUGGCAGGGCCGCUGAUGCUGCUGAGGCCACUCAUUUUCAAAAGUUUGUUUUUUCUUUUCUAAGAUCUUGGCGAACAAUGGCAUUGAGGCGAUGACGAUGAUGAUGGAUGAAGGAAGAUUUUUUGUCGAAGACAACUAGUA
Messenger RNA from Amoebophrya sp. A25, 1553 nucleotides. Lineage: Eukaryota; Dinophyceae; Syndiniales; Amoebophryaceae. The record is from the annotation of a GenBank genome assembly.